GUCAGCUUACUUUGAAAACAUAAAAAGAAUUAUCGUUAAACAAAAUGACAGUAUCAUAAGAAGUAAUAACAGCAAAAUGCCAGUAUUUACUCCGGUACCAGCACGCCAAACGAGCUCGCGGUGGAUCCCUUUUAUAAGGAUCAAGCAAUACGCCCAAACAUACCUGAUGCUUCGGUUGAGAUAUCGAAAAAUUCACAAUUCCACUAUUGCAAUCAGUUUUGAUACUAUUUCAUUAAAGUACACCGGCACUUUGAUAAUCGUUGAUCGUUGGAGUCUUAUUUUUCACGAGCAUCUUUAACACCGUCAACUAGCCCCGAUCUUCUCUAAUCUACAGCCGCUGACGAUGCUAGAAAGAAGUUUUCUUAUCACUUAGUUUACUGAACCGUCCCACACCGAUCAGUUGUAGCUGACAACUAGAACUGAGCGGUUCAUAUUUAUUGACUUAACACAAUGAUAGUGACAAUUCUACUGGUGAUCAUCGCCGCGAUCACACCCUUAACAGCUCAAUCCAAUAACACCCCGUACCAGUGUGGAAUUCAGAAACGCAUCGGUGGCGUCCUGUCCAGCGGAUGGACGGACGAGCUGGGACAGUGGCCGUGGCAUGUGGCCUUGUUCCAUCGUAAUUCCGCUGGCAACCGGUACCGAUGUGGUGGGACUUUGCUGAACGAACGUCACGUGCUAACCUCGGCACACUGCGUCAUUCGAUCCAACGGGUAUCCGAUGAGAUCGGCCGAACUAUCGGUGCACAUUGGGCAGUAUGAUUUGUCGGAACUAUCCGAAGAAAUUCAAGUAAUGAAUGUCAGCGAGGUGCAUGUGCAUCCUGAGUUUGAAAGCAACCGGAUUGAUAUUGCUUUAUUGAGGCUGAGUUCGGAUGUACAGUAUUCCGAUUACGUGAUUCCGAUAUGUUUAGAUGUAUUUCCCGACGAGGAAUCGCGAACGCUAGAAGGGGAUCGAAUUUGGGUUACCGGAUGGGGUCAGCUGGAAAGUGGUGAACUUCCUCGUUUGCUGCGAACGGCACAGAUGCCAGUGGUGAGUCAUCAGCAGUGUGUCGAGGCUGAUCCGGUGCUGUUUGGACGAUUCUUGAACCAAGGGAUGUUCUGCGCGGGUGAUCGGAAUGGUACAAGGGUCUGCAACGGGGACAGUGGCGGCGGAAUAUACUUCAGCGAGGGUAAACGAUUCGUGCUGAAGGGAAUUGUUGCCUUUUCCGGAAUAGAUGAAAAAAGUGGAUGUAACACAUUUAUCGCAUUCACCGAUGUAGGUUACUAUCUGCAAUGGAUUAAAAACCUAACCCUUACGGGAGAUAAAAUUGUCAAACCAGUUAAGAAACGAAUCAGUGAAAUUGAAUGUGAGAAAUACAAGAGAAUUGCGAAAAUGCGAGGUAAUAAAAAUUGUAGCAACUCAAGAAGUCCUCAUUUGGUGACUAUCAUUUUCGAUUUAAUGCCAAUGUCUGCGUGUUCCGGGAUCCUCGUAAGUGAACAAUAUGUAUUGUUUCCAUGUCAUUGUCGUGAUUUCAAACCGGUAAAAAUUCUCAUAGAAUAUGGUGAAUAUUCAAUUAAGAAUAUAACCUGCAAUCCUGGAUACAAUAUUGGAGAACCUUACCACGAUCUUGCACUGAUCGAACUGAUCCGUUCGGUUCGACUUUCCUCCUCACUUCUUCCACCGUGUUUGGCCAGCAAUUGGACAGAGAAUUUGUAUGAUUUGCUGCUGGUGACGGGCCACGUUAAUGAUUACGAAAAGCAAAACAUAAUCGAAACCGUAGUGAACAAAGCAGUAGACGAAGAAUAUUGUUAUCCAAUGAAAUAUUACUGGAACAUGCGCGACGGAGUGUCAGAUGGGAACCUAUGUGUGCUCAAUAACGACGAUGACACAAGAAUGGGUUAUCGGCUUUCUGGAGCAGCUCUGCAAACGAGGAGUAACCGUACCUGCAUGUUCAAGCUUUUGGGUAUUCAAAUAGAAACUUCUACCGGUAUUGGAAUUGGACCGGGGUAUGUUGAACUGUUCGCUCGGGUGUCCCGCCAUUUGGAUUGGUUGGAAGAGAUUAUCUGGGGAUUUAACAGGGCGGUCGGAAGCAUCUGAUGUCAAGCCAUCAACUUUUUUACAUUUUUACGAAACAACAAUUGAUCUUUCCCGACCAUUCUUUUCUAAUCCAGUCAACACCAGAGCGCAGAAUAUUCUUUUAGUCACAUCUAAAGAAAUUAUUUCAACCGCUUUAAAUAUUUUAGUCCUAAUAAAUGAUCAGCGAAGGCUUCUAAACGUGGAAAGAAGCCUCUUCUAAGAAGACUUUUGAAACUGUCGCCCAUUUCAUUUCGUUUUUAAAUCAAAUUUUGCUAAAACGUGAAAUAUUGUGCAGAAAAUGAUAGUGAUGUGUUUAACGUUAAUCUUUCUUUAAAUCUCCUGGAGUAGUGAUAGGCAACUAUUAAUCAGACAGUUUAUUGAAAACAUGCAACGACAAAACCAACAAGCUUUAACCAAAUUGCCAAAGAAAUUUUCUGACAUCGCAGCUGUUGGCGUCACUAAAAGCGAAUGACCUCUUGAUAGGCUCGAUAUAAGCUAAUUAAACAAUUACCCAGAAGUACUCAGCAUAUUUUUAAACUAAAUGCAGAUCAAAGUAAAUUAGUAUUUAAAAAGGUAAGCUCAUUUUCCAUCUGUCAGUUAACUCCAAUGAUCACUCGUCAGUAAACUAUUCCAUCAUUGCUACUUCAAAACCAUGUGGUUUAUAAAACCCAAUCAAAGUCAUACAUCAGUCUGUUUCUAACCACCGUAGACAAUGCAUUUUUUGCUUGUGUCCAAGUUAACGUAAAGCGAACGACAAAAAAAAACAGUUACAUUUAUUUGAUGUGUAUUGUCUGGUGAAUACAGGAAACUGAUACUUUUAUUUUUGUGGUGCUUUCUAUCGAGCAAUAUGUUCCGGCCAAAUACAAAUAUAUGCAGAUGCAUAUGCAAAUAAAUCCAAAUGCCAAAUUACGAUAUAUGCAGAUGCAUAUGCAAAUAAAUCAAUCUUUAAUUUUGCAUUAGAAGACCGCCUUGAGGGAAAUUUAUAUUAAAUAUUCAGGAAGGGUUAUGUUACUAUGUCUAUAGACUAAAGAAGAAUAUUUUAACAGAUUUAAUUUAUUUAAAAAGAAAAAUAAGAUGUCUUGAUUCUAAAAACGUAAACUACACCGAGGUACUAAUAGAAACGGGUCUGAACAGUAUUUAUUUACAAAUUACAUUAAA
Topomyia yanbarensis is the source of this 3213-nucleotide messenger RNA. Its product is annotated as polyserase-2-like. Gene Ontology annotation, biological process: proteolysis. The record is from RefSeq and is a predicted model, not a curated record. The transcript is spliced from 8 exons. The coding region runs from base 451 to 2076 and encodes 541 amino acids. Gene Ontology annotation, molecular function: serine-type endopeptidase activity. Lineage: Eukaryota; Metazoa; Arthropoda; Insecta; Diptera; Culicidae.